ACGGUAGUCGACGUUAUAGCUGAAAUUGUAACAUUUUGGCAACAAAAUCGACUUACCUCAAUGCCUUGUUGUCUUUUCUAUUGUAAUCUCACUAUUCAGUUCGAUCCGAAGAUGGAUUUUUGGUGUCGAAAACCAAAAAUCCAAAAGGGAAAAAAAAAAAAAAAAAACGCCUGACAUUGUGAGCAUAGGCCGCCUGUGAGUUUACUCAAGUGAUGAAUUUGACACGAUUUACUCAAUUUUUUGGAUGGAAAUGUUUUACAUUUGUGGAUCUGUUUAGACGUUCGACCGUGGUGCCAUUUAACGGACUCAGUGGAGCUGGAGUAAUGCACAGCUCGAACGACUUCGUGUGGACACAAGCUAUAAAUGAUCUUGCAUUAUUUCUGAAGAGCGGGAGUCUUCAUGCUUUGCACACCGUCAUAGGGAAGUUAAUAUUGCAAAAUAAAUUAUAAAUGGAUGGCAACGAAUGUUCUACUGUCGUCCGAGAUUAUUUUUCGGGUUUAGCCGGGAAGUAUCUCUGUGGUCUGAAUUAUGUAAUAUUAUUUUUCAUGCUCGCAAAUCCUGAGACUUCAGAAAGAUUCUGAAGAUAAAUCUCUCCCAAAAUUAGCAUAAUGUAAGAAAUAAUUGUUGAGACGAAAAGUGUACCUAGCUUGAACAUUAUAUGACGGAAAACAUGGCAAUCUAAACUAAUUUUUCUUUUUCCUUCUUACAUUUGUAAAUUUCAUAGAGUACAGAAACAAAGAUUGUUGUUGUUGUAGUUUAUUUCCACGCUCUCUCCCCCCUUUUUUUUGGAAAAGGAUGAAGUACUACCUGCCACUGUACACCACAUUUAGGUAUGAGAUUGACUUUUAUUAUAGGGGAAGGUGAGGAGAGCGAGACAAAAUGUAUAAACAUAAAAAUCGUUUGUCUACUUUUAUACAUUUGGAGUUUUUGUGCACUGCUGGCUAUCUACGCCCACUCUAUCAUUUGCUAGAUUGCUCAGAAAAGAAACGAACAAAUAUUCUUGGCGUCAGAAACAUCCUUAUCAGUAUGUCGUUUGCCAUUUGUCAACUUGCUUACAACGUACAAACUAAUGGCUUUUUUGUUUGUCUUCACUUUAAAAUUCAUUAAUACAUGACAUUUUUAAAGUGCCUAUGAAGUAAAAACUAAUUGCUGCUUAUUUGAAAGGUUUUCCAAAGUAAAGAAGAAUGCCGUUUUUCGUUUUGGAAUAUCUGUUUUCGUUUUAGAGAUAUUUACGUUUUUGUAUUUGCUCCGUACAAUGAAUGAAAAAACAAGUGCAGUACGAUUUGAUUUCGGAUUUUAUCCUUUUUGCUGUUUUAAUGUUUUGAAAGUAUUAUGUGAGUUAGUCGCAACUGUUAAGUUUGAGUUUACAUAAAGUUAUGCUUUUCCCUAUUUAAACCUUUCAUCUUUCUUGACAUAUAUCUAGAAACAUUUCGGGCACUUAAGCAGCUUUAAGGUAAAAAAAAAAGAAAAUUUUAUCGAUUUAAGAAAUGAAUUUAGACAUUUCUGGGUAUAUGUAACAUUUACAGUUAGUAAAACCUUUUCAGCGAGUUUAUGUGUUUUAAUUAGUUAAUGGUUCUUAGAGCUUUGUAGGCGACACAAUUUAAACCAGAGCCAGUGUUAAAAUGCUGUUGUUGACGAAAAAGAAAAUCCCCAAUGGUCCACCUGUUGAAUUUUUAGAAAGCUUUUUUUGCGCGAACGUGCUGCGCAUUAUUUUUCAAAGGUGGUACUGUUCAUUCAACCCAUAAAAUUAAAAAAAAUAAAAUAAACACUUACGGUAAAGCCUGCGCUAAAGCCUGAUGGCCCAUCAGGUCGGCGCCUAUCUCCAGUCUCCAGUUAAACAAACAUCAGAGCUGUGUACUUAAAGUGUAUUCAAAUGUGUAGCUAUGCUUUUAUCUUGGUAUUGGACAUACGUUUUCUGACAAUACAAGUUAAGAGCUCGAUCAACUUUAUUUCGUGUAUUCAUGUGCUCAUGCAGAAAAAUACAUACUACCCUCCACCUAAUUAAAAUAUUGCACUUCGUAUUGGUGGGGGAAAUCAGAAUUGUUCUAUUGCUCGAAGCCUCGGUACCUUGGAUACCGAAGAUUUUUUCUCCGCUUACUAGGCAAAAGUCGGGACGCCCGCAGACCAACAGCUUGCCCGACAUCCCGAGGAGUGAAGCCUCGAAAAAACCGCUUGUGUUAGUUGACUAAAAAGACCGAAAAAGGGGGCCGCGCAUGAAAAGGUUCUAGCACCCAUAAAGACUCUUAUAUAGAACACUCUGCUUCAAUCACAAUCAGGAUCAGAUGACUUAACCAAUUAACUUUAUUCUAGAUAUUCUACGAAUGAACAUGUGAAAGUCGCUCUAGUAUACAAGCAGGUGUAGGAGAAGUACUUUAGGACACAACGCAGAAACUCUGCUGUUUAAUUUACUUACGAUAACUCAGCUGAGACGUAUCAAAAGGUACCACUGGUUGCAUGUCCGUAUGUUGAAUACAGUUUUCUAAAAGCUAGUGCCAGGCGUAAACAAGCCAAGUAAAGUACAUAGGAUAAUUGUUAGAUAGACCUCCAUUUAGAUAGCUGCCUACACUGAGUGAUUUACAUUUUAUUUCCUUUAUGUGCCAUUUUAAAUUUUAAAGGCUGUAUAAACAAUGAUUGAGCACAUAUCUAAAAAGGCGGAAAAAUAUGAAAUACAUGAGUUCAUUCUUGCCAAAAUGUCAGCUUAAAGUUUACAAAGUUUUAGCAGUGAAAGUGUAUUGUUUAACUGAGUUCUAGUGUUUCGCUAAAAGUGCAUCGUUAUUAUAAGUCGAGUGAGUGAGUAAACUAUAUAAACCAACAGUCUUCCUACUUUUCUCUUCCUACUUUCUUUUGAGGGUGAAUCCAGAACAAGCAAGAUGAACAUCUUGGUAAUUUUGCUGUUAUCUGCGUUGACGUACUCCUCCACAAAUGCAGGAGAAACGACAGCUAAAGCUAAACCCAUGGAGACGGCCGAAACUGCAGUAGACAUUCCUCCAGACGCGGGCGGAUUAAUUGUGACUUUGGAGGUAUUUUCUGGUGUUCCCGACCCACAGUGGAUGAUUCUUCGCAAUAACUCCAAGUUCCAGGAGAUAAAAAAAGGUCUGCACCGUGGACGAAAAUACGCCCCAGAAAACGCGCCUGGAAAGCUUGGCUACGAAGGAUUUCUAGUUCAAGAGGUGAAAGACGGGAAAAAGCAACCGGAAGUACUGAUCGUGGGCCGGGGAACAGUAAUGUUACAGCUACUACUACUCAAGAGCAUACCAAAAGAUAUGAUAUCGGAAAGAAUUUACAACAUUGUUCAGAAGGAAAUACAAGGUGGAAAAGUCGGGGCCGUAUUAUACAGUACCAAGAAGCGUCACGCGCCUUCGUACCGUCCAUCGUAUUGGAACCAUGAAGAUCAUAUCGAACUUAAUAACUGCUACAACUAUGGAAGCACUAUCAGAACCGAUACCUUUGCGCAGCCUGGACUUGCAUCUGGACGACCGCUUCCUCUCCUGUUUAAAGCAAAGGACGUGAAAAUUUCUGCAGAGGCUGAUGGCUUAAGAUUUAAGCGAGCCCUACCCUCCAUGCGCCCCCCUGCUGGACGAAGACACUUGGUAGCCUUAGUUCAUUACGAAGGUGAUCCAAAUAAUCCAUAUGAUCGUGAUUAUCACUGGUACCGUUUGGAUGAUAACGGAUUCUGGUCACACAAACCUGGAAGAACUCACGCCACUGACAGGGAUGGACGAGGGAACAGGAUCCGAGAUCCACGAACAGCUGCCAAUGGCUUCAUCCCUUAUAAAUUUGUUUGUUUCAUGACCUUGAAUAGAUUUACUGUUAAAGUUAGGUAAGAAAUUGAUCUACUUUUCAAGCAAGGUCAAUGUCGCAUUUGCUGCCAUAGUACCAGUUGUAAGUGUUCACUUUAGUGGAGAGACCUGUAACCACAGAAACGUGUAAUGCAGUAAAACCAAUAAAAGGGUGUUGAAAACCUAAUGUGUUCACUUUGACGUGU
Molecule: messenger RNA, 3985 nt
Organism: Orbicella faveolata
Lineage: Eukaryota; Metazoa; Cnidaria; Anthozoa; Scleractinia; Merulinidae
Source: RefSeq, a predicted model, not a curated record